AUGCGGCGGGCGCUGCUCACCCUCCUGCUGCUGCUCGCCCGCCCGCAGCCCGCCGCCGCUCGCCCCGACGGCUCCGUCCCGGCGGCCGCGGCCGGUGCCGAGUUGCGGGGCCGCCCGCUCUGGCCGCCUCUGGCGCCGCCGCCCCCGGAGCUGUGGCGGGCGCGGCGGGACGAGCCUCCGUUGUCCAUCGACCUCACCUUCCACCUUCUGCGGCACCUCCUGCUGCUCGCCCGCGCCCAGAGCCAGCGCGCCCGCGCCGACAGCAACCGCCUCAUCCUCGACGCCGUGGGGCGCUGA
This is a messenger RNA of Phalacrocorax carbo (great cormorant), 297 nucleotides long. Lineage: Eukaryota; Metazoa; Chordata; Aves; Suliformes; Phalacrocoracidae. The record is from RefSeq and is a predicted model, not a curated record.